AUGGGGGUCGGUGGGUGCUUGGCCCUGCCCUGGAGGUGCCUAGUCGUCCUCUGUCUCAGGCUGCUCUUCCUUGUGCCCGCAGGAGUGCCCGUGCGCAGCGGAGAUGCCACCUUCCCCAAAGCCAUGGACAACGUGACCGUGCGGCAAGGGGAGAGUGCCACGCUCAGGUGCUCCGUGGAUAACCGAGUCACUAGAGUGGCCUGGCUGAACCGCAGCAGCAUCCUCUAUGCCGGCAAUGACAAGUGGUGCUUGGACCCUCGGGUGGUGCUCUUGGCCAACACCAAAACCCAAUACAGCAUCCAGAUCCAAGAUGUGGAUGUGUACGAUGAGGGCCCCUACACCUGCUCCGUGCAGACAGACAAUCACCCCAAGACAUCGCGUGUCCAUCUCAUUGUGCAAGUGUCUCCCAAAAUCACCGAGAUCUCUUCUGACAUCUCCAUCAAUGAGGGUGGCAACGUCAGCCUCACCUGCAUAGCCACGGGCAGGCCAGAUCCAACAAUCACCUGGAGACACAUCUCGCCCAAAGCCGUGGGCUUCAUCAGCGAGGAUGAGUACCUGGAGAUCACGGGCAUCACGCGGGAGCAGUCGGGCGAGUAUGAGUGCAGUGCCUCCAAUGACGUGGCAGCACCCGUUGUCCAGCGAGUCAAAGUCACCGUCAACUACCCGCCGUACAUCUCGGACGCAAAGAGCACCGGGGUGCCGGUGGGGCAGAAGGGCAUCCUGCUGUGCGAAGCCUCCGCCGUCCCCUCUGCCGACUUCCAGUGGUACAAAGAUGACAAGCGGCUGGCUGAAGGACAGAAAGGACUGAAAGUGGAGAACAAAGCCUUCUUCUCCAGACUGACUUUCUUCAACGUCUCUGAGCAGGACUACGGCAACUACACCUGCGUUGCCUCCAACCAGCUAGGAAACACCAACGCCAGCAUGAUCCUCUACGAAGAGACAACUACCGCUCUGACACCCUGGAAAGGCCCUGGCGCAGUGCACGACGGGAACAACGGCGCGUGGCGGCGAGGCGGCUGCGCGUGGCUGCUGGCCCUCCCGCUUGCUCAGCUAGCCCGCCAGUUUUGA
Molecule: messenger RNA, 1068 nt
Organism: Gavia stellata (red-throated loon)
Lineage: Eukaryota; Metazoa; Chordata; Aves; Gaviiformes; Gaviidae
Product: protein CEPU-1
Exons: 8
Coding region: 1-1068 (355 amino acids)
Cellular component (GO): neuron projection
Source: RefSeq, a predicted model, not a curated record